Molecule: messenger RNA, 1192 nt
Organism: Durio zibethinus
Lineage: Eukaryota; Viridiplantae; Streptophyta; Magnoliopsida; Malvales; Malvaceae
Source: RefSeq, a predicted model, not a curated record
CCUCUUUCACAUGUGGCAAUUGGGGCAAUUUGGAAAUUUUCACAGCAUAGUACUGGGGGAAUGAAUUUUGCCAUAAAAUUAGAACCAACUACUCUCACGUCAGAGCCUUGACAGGCUCCAUUUGUUCUGAUCAGAUAUAAGUAUUGUUGACACCCAUUCAUUUUCCUCAUUUCUAAAAUCAUUAUUUCAGCAUUUUUGCUGCAGCAACAAGCAUGGCAGAGUCAUCAUCUUCCCUUCCACUUAAGGACCGGGUGGCAAUAGUUACUGGUGGUUCUCGUGGGAUUGGCCGUGCCAUUGCCAUUCACCUUCAUUUUCUAGGUGCAAGAGUUGCUGUUAAUUAUGCUUCAAAUUCUAGUCAAGCUGAUCUUUUGGCAUCUGAGCUUAAUGCCUCGAAUUCUCCUGAUCAUCCCAGAGCAGUUGCUAUCAAAGCUGAUGUUUCAGAUCCUGAUAAAGUCAAGCUACUAUUUGAUAAAGCUGAACAAGAAUUUGGCUCAAAAAUACAUAUCCUUGUCAACUGUGCUGGGAUGAUGGAUCCAAAGUAUCCAACCCUGGCAAAUACAACAGUGGAGGACUGGGAUAUGACAUUCAAUAUCAACACUAAAGGAUCAUUCCUUUGUUGUCGUGAGGCAGCUAACCGUUUGACACGGGAAGGCGGGGGAAGAAUCAUAAUGAUCUCAACAUCUCUUGUGGGAUCUCUUCUGCCAGGAUAUGCAGCUUAUGUUGCUUCCAAGGCAGCUGUUGAGGCUAUGACCAAGAUCUUGGCUAAGGAACUGAAAGGCACAAAAAUAACUUCUAAUUGUGUUGCUCCAGGGCCCGUAGCCACAGACUUGUUCUUUGCUGGUAAAACUGAAGAAACUAUCAAGAGAUUUGUGGAUUCCUGCCCUUUAGGUCGAUUGGGUGAGCCCAAGGAUAUAACAGGGAUUGUGGGAUUUUUAGCCAGUGAUGCCGGAGAAUGGACCAAUGGGCAAGUAAUUAGGGUCAAUGGAGGAGUUGUUGUAUAAACAGCAUCAUGAUAUCUUGAUAAUAUGUCUUUUUUUGUUCAUGCUCAUGUAUUGGGAGCUGAGAUUAUUGUCUCCACCGAACCAUCUAAAAUUUUCUUUUUGCAAAUCUGAUAAUAAAAUAGUGAAGCAUAUGAAAUGAGACAUGGAAAAUUUCCAUUUUUAGAAAAAAAUGAUUCUGUAGCCAAUCCAGC